Messenger RNA from Galleria mellonella (greater wax moth), 564 nucleotides. RefSeq lists its product as uncharacterized. The record is from RefSeq and is a predicted model, not a curated record. The transcript has 2 exons. Lineage: Eukaryota; Metazoa; Arthropoda; Insecta; Lepidoptera; Pyralidae. Gene Ontology annotation, molecular function: proton transmembrane transporter activity. Gene Ontology annotation, biological process: proton motive force-driven ATP synthesis. Bases 178 to 483 code for a protein of 101 amino acids.
CACGGAUGUCGGUGAAUGACCUUUUUGCUUUUAAAACAAUGCACACUGGCUGCAUUUAAAAAUAUUUACUACCAGUAAUAAUAUAACAGUUUGACGUUGCAACAAGUUUGUUAUUUGACAAUGUUUUCCUUAAAUUGAAUUAUUAUCGCCAACAGUAGGUACAAUUUAUCUCUAAAAAUGUCAUUACCAUAUGGUCCACCGCAACCAGUUUCCCCUUUAAUCAGGGGUAUAAGGUUUGCUUUACUGUUAGCGGGGAUAAUUUAUGCUCGUGGGAAACAAGCAUUGUAUAACUCGAAAGAAGCGCAAUGGCGAGAAGAUGAAGCUAAGAGAAAAGUCAUCCGUGAUAGAGAAAAUGCAAUAUUGAAGGCGAAACUCGCUGCAGAGGAAAAAGAGAACGUCAGGCUGUUUGAAACAGGAAAAUUGUUCGAGACUGGUGAUACCGGUCAUUCCACGUCUACUGGACGACAAAAUGGGUGCCAUUAGAUUACGCACUAAUUAUUUUAUUUUGUUAUAAUAACUGUUGAUAAUUUCACAAAUACAAUUAUUUGCUUGUUUUAUUACCAA